Molecule: messenger RNA, 312 nt
Organism: Soboliphyme baturini
Lineage: Eukaryota; Metazoa; Nematoda; Enoplea; Dioctophymatida; Soboliphymatidae
Source: the annotation of a GenBank genome assembly
AUGCGUUCGCCUGCGCGCGAUUCGGCGGCGGCGGCGACAGUGCGUCAUUUAACUAGUGCCGAUGCUUUUGCGGUUUUGUUGCCCCCGCCACGGCACACGCUGCGCUUGCGUCGAAUUUGUCUGAAUCUGACCUGCUAUCCUCUCCGUCUUCUUCAUUGUCAUCGCCCAACCGCCGCUUGGUGUAAAGCGCAUGACGAUCCGUGUAAAGUGUUUGCCGUGGUGAGGGGGCAAAGAACCGGGCCUUUCGUUGCCAACAACUUCUUCGUUACGUUCAUCUGCAGGUGUCUGUUGUCGAAAUCGGGUCCAUACUAG